UUGUUAUUCGCCCAGUGAAUGCUGUAAAAGAACUUGUUGAAAAUAGUUUAGAUGCUGGGGCUACAGAAGUUAAUGUUUCGAUUCGUGCUGGAGGAUUGGAAUUAAUUAAAAUUCAAGUAUUUUUUAAAUUUCAUUAGGUUUCUACUUGGGUACUGAAAGUUGGAGAAUCGACUUUUUCUGACAAUAAGAAUCCCUUCCUGUCGAUUUUCUUCACCUAUCCCCGUGACUUUGCCUUCCCAAAAAAAUUUUUCGAGGCCCUUCCCUGCCCAUUAAUUUAUUUAAAUAAUAUUUCUUUUUUGGAUAAUGGGCACGGAAUUAAUAGAGAAGAAUUGUCCAUUGCUUGUUGUCGCUUUACAACUUCAAAAUUGCGUGAAUUUGAGGAUUUACAAAAAAUUCAAACUUUUGGUUUUCGUGGAGAGGCUUUAGCUUCUAUUUCUUUGGUUUCUAAUUUAAUUAUCACAACAAGGACAGCAAAUGAAAUUUGUGCUUCUAAAGCUUGUUUUAAAGGGAAAAUUAAUUGGACAAAUUGAACGGUCAGCAGGUCUUUUAGGAACAACAAUUUGUGUUGAAAAACUUUUUCAAAAUAUGCCUUCCAGAUUAGCAGCUUUUCGGCAACCGAGUGAAGAAGCUAAUAAAAUUGCUGAUAUUUUAAUUCGUUAUUCUAUUCAUUAUCCAAAAAUUUCUUUUUCUUAUCGUCGUCUAGAUGGAAAUGGCUAUGAUUUUAGAACAUCUGGGGAUGGGGAUCAACAUGGCACAAUAAAAAGGCUUCUUCAUGAAAAAGCAUCUAAUGGAUUGACAAAUUUAGAAUUUAACAAUUCUUCUCUACACUUCUCUGCCAAAAUUUGUUUAGCUACACCUGUGGCUAUUUUUACUUCAAAAGCAGUCCAAACACGAAAUGACAAAAUAAAAAUCUUCCACCUUUUUGUGAAUGGUCGUUCAGUAGAAUCUUUUAGACUUCAAAAAUCUUUUGAUUCAAUUUUUACUUCAAGAGAUUUACUUUGCCCUUUUGCCAGUUUUUCUUUAUUAAUUGAUCCUCAACGUGUUGAUGUAAAUAUACACCCUACAAAGAAAUUAGUUUAUUUUUUAUGUGAAGAUGAUAUUAUUGAAUUUAUUGGAAAGCAAAUAGAAAAAUUUGUCAAUGAAAUCCAAUCUCGUCAAUCACUACAAAUUAACAAUUUAAAUGAGGAAUUAGAAGGAGAUUGUUCUAAGAAAAACAAAAAUAAUCGAAAAAGAAAAGCUGGAAAUGAAAAAGAAAUUAUUUCUGGGGAAAAUUUAAAAAAUUUAAAUAAUUUAAAUUGUUCUUCUCUUCCUUCUUCAAGUUCUUCUUUUUUAAAUGUUUCUUCAAAAGUUCAAUCAAAUUCGCCAAAAGUUGCACCAAAAAAUAAAAUUCGCGUAGAUUUUUUAAAUCGAAGUUUGGAUGAAUUUGUUUUGACAAAUGAAGAUUUAAAUUUACGUCCAAAUUCUUCUGUUAGGCUUUCUCUUUUAAAAAAAGUUGCUUUUGAAGAAGAAAAUAACGAAGAAGGGGGUUCAAAUAUAAAUCCAAUUGAAAUAAAUGAAAUUGAAAGGGAAAAUGGAGAAAAUAUUGGUGGAAAAACAAAUAAUAAAAAUGAUUCUCAGGUAGAUUGUUGUAUUCCAAGAGAAUUUUCUUUUAAUUCUCUUGUUGAUUUGAGAAGAGAAAUUUGUCAAAAAGCAGAUAAUAAAUUAGUUGAAUUAUUUAAAAAACAUUUAUUAAUUGGAUUUUUUGAUUCAGAAAAUGCUCUUAUUCAAUCAGAAAAUAAUGUUUAUUUAAUUAAUAAUCAAAAAAUUCUUCGACAGUUUUUCUAUCAGUUAAUUAUUUUUUCUUUUGGAAAUAUGGGUGCCUAUGAUUUAAUAAUUCAAUCAGAAAAUUCUUCAACAAAAAAUCUUUCAAUUUACAAAUUACUUUUAUUAGAAGAAGAGGAAAAGGAGAAGAAAAUAGCCAAUUUAUGUCAAAUUCUUGUUAAAAAUAGAGAAAUUCUUUGGGAUUUUUUCUCAAUUAAAAUAAUUUUAAAUUCAAUUAAUGAAGAUGCUGUUUUGGCAGCAAUUCCUUGCCUUAUUAACGGUUAUUUGCCUGAAAUGGAGGGAUUGCCCUUACUUUUAUAUAAAUUGGCUAAUGUUAACUAUGAAGAUGUGAGUUUGAGUUCGAAGGGGCUAGAAAAUUGUGUCUUAUAAUUAAGUGUCACUUAACUAGAAGGGUAUCACGCUUAGUUCCCCCCAGCUACUAUUCUGAAGAAUUGAAGUGUCUGGACAAAUUCCAUAAUUCCACAAAUUCAAUACUAGGAUAACCUCUAUUUGAGAUAGGCUUUUAGAUUUUGUGGGCAUUGUGAGGGAGAUCGACCCUUAAACUGUAAAAUCUAUUUAAAAUACAAUUUUCCGGAGUACGACUGUACUUCAAGGACGGUAAAGGUCUUAUUUCCUUCUCUCUUCUUUUCUUUACCCAAUCUAC
Messenger RNA from Meloidogyne enterolobii, 2464 nucleotides. The record is from the annotation of a GenBank genome assembly. Lineage: Eukaryota; Metazoa; Nematoda; Chromadorea; Rhabditida; Meloidogynidae.